This is a messenger RNA of Spodoptera exigua (beet armyworm), 360 nucleotides long. The record is from the annotation of a GenBank genome assembly. Lineage: Eukaryota; Metazoa; Arthropoda; Insecta; Lepidoptera; Noctuidae.
AUGCUAAGUUAUGUUAUAGCAGAUACAGUUAAUUUCUAUUAUACCUACAUGAUUGUUUUGUCAACACAAGAUCUCGGGAAAAUUUUGCGGUCGGGUGGCAUCUUGAAAGAUGGAGCUGCCACAAUUUCUGAGGAUGCCAACAGCACGUGUGCACUGAUCUCUGAAGAUCAGGACACCACGGCCACGGGCACGACGCCGAUCAGCGUUGCACCGAAGGAAUCCUACCGACGAAUGAUGCGCGAUUUCGGACAAAAAGACAGUCCGGAGCUGGACCAGUCCCAACUGACGGCGCCCGUUCACGAACAUAACACGUACACCAGAGCAUCGCCCAACUCAACCAUAUGGUACAUGUCCACCUAA